AUGCUGAGAAUCCUGACGAAAACUACCUCAUCCAUGGCGAAAAUUGGCCAAUCCACCCUGGACGUCCGGCACAACGACGUCGAUCUGUAUGCGUGGGAGCUCGUCAGCCCGUCUCACUCUGACUCUGACGACGGCGAUGACGACCUCUACUCCUUCGACCACGAUGAGGCCCUCGCGUGGAAUUGCAGCUCUGAAGAUCUCAAGCCUCAUUCCAACUACAAAAACCUGAAAAUAAUCACAGGCCGCCUCAGUACUUACAUUCAAAGAAAGAAAACUUUGUUGGACAUGGAUAUAGACCUGAGCCUGCCAUCCGAGGAAAAUGAAAAGGAACUAGACGGAACAAAUGAAAUUUCAGAUAUUUUAGAUGUGGAUGAAAAGCCCAUCGAUCCAGAAGGAGAUGCCGGCGGGCAGGCACUCGCUGAAGAUGGAGCUGAAGACCUGCAUUCCCCUUCUCUGCAGGACAUCGACUUCAAGGACAUCACAAUCCUCGAGCCGCUCCCUGGCAUGGAAUUCGGGUCCCAUGGAGAUGCCUAUGCCUUCUACCAGGAGUAUGCAAGGUCUGUUGGAUUUAAUACUGCCAUCCAAAACAGCCGCCGGUCUAAAACAUCAAGGGAAUUCAUCGAUGCCAAGUUCGCAUGCUCGAGGUAUGGGACAAAGCGUGAGUACGAAAAAUCCCUAAAUCGCCCCAGGAGUCGGCAGGGGGGAGGUUCAAAUCUGGAAUUGGAAAAUAAUAGUAACAAUAACAAUAAUAAUACGAGCCGGAGGUCCUGCUCGAAAACAGACUGUAAGGCGAGCAUGCACGUCAAGAGGAGGACCGAUGGGAAGUGGAUCAUACACAGGUUCGAGAAAGUGCAUAACCACGAGUUGUUACCCGCCCAGACUGUGAGCGAACAAACUCGAAGAAUGUAUGCUGACAUGGCACGGCAGUUUGCCGAGUAUAAGAGUGCGGUCGGGCAGAAUCAUGACCCGAGGGCACAGCUUGACAAGGGGAAGAAUACGGCGGUGGAUACUGCCGAGGCGAAUAUUCUGCUCGACUUUUUCAUCCACAUGCAGAGUCUGAAUUCGAACUUUUUUUAUGCUGUCGAUGUCGGUGAGGAUCAGCGGCUAAAGAAUCUAAUGUGGGUUGAUGCUAAAAGCAGGCACGAUUAUAUCAGUUUCAACGAUGUCGUGUCUUUUGAUACUAGUUAUGUCAGAAACAAGAACAAAAUGCCCCUGGCGCUUUUUGUUGGGGUCAAUCAGCACUAUCAGUUUAUGUUGCUUGGGUGCGCUUUGGUGUCGGAUGAGACUGAAGCCACUUUUUCAUGGGUCAUUAGAUCAUGGCUGAAAGCAAUGGGCGGUCAGGCGCCGAAAGUUAUAAUCACUGACCAGGACAGGGCUGUGAAGUUUGUGAUUUCGGAUGUUUUGCCUUCAUCUCUUCAUUUUUAUUCUCUCUGGUAUGUCAUGGGGAAGGUUUCAGAGACAUUAAGUCCCGUGAUCAAACAGAACGAGAAUUUCUUGUCUAAAUUUGAGAAAUGCGUGUACAGAUCAUGGACCGAAGAGGAGUUUGAAAAGAGGUGGCGUAAACUAGUCGAGAGGUUUGAACUUGGAGAGAAUGAGCUGAUUCAGUUACUGUAUGAGGAUCGGGCUAAGUGGAUCCCUAACUUUAUGAAAGACGGGUUUUUUGCGGGUAUGUCAACUGGUCAGCGUUCGGAGAGUGUGAACUCUUUCUUUGACAAGUAUGUGCACAAGAAGACCACCGUGCAAGAGUUCAUAAAGUUUUACGAAGCAAUUAUGCAGGAUAGGUAUGAAGAGGAAGCUAAAACAACUUAUGAUACAUGGAAUAAACAGCCAACUCUGAAGUCUCCUUCGCCUUUCGAGAAGCAUCUGGCAGGGUUGUAUACUCAUUCCGUGUUUAGGAAAUUCCAAGUUGAGGUCUUGGGGGCGGUGGCUUGCCAUCCCAAGAGAGAGGGACAAGUCGGCUCGACUAUCACUUUCAAGGUUCAAGAUUUUGAGAGGAACCAAGAAUUUGUAGUCACACUGAACGAGCUGACAUCCGAGGUGUCGUGCAUAUGCCAUCUUUUUGAAUUUAAGGGAUUCCUUUGCAGACACGCGCUGAUUGUCUUACAAAUCUCUCGUAUAUCGACAAUUCCUUCACAGUAUAUUUUGAAACGGUGGACCAAAGACGCUAAGGGGAGGUAUCCACUCGGGUUUGGGCCGGAACAAGUGCAGUCUAGGUUCGAGCGGUAUAACGAUCUUUGGCAGAGGGCGGUAAGAUUAAUUGAAGAAGGGUCUUUAUCGCAAGAGAGCUAUAAUCAGUCGGUUCGUGCACUUGACCAUGCUUUCGAGAUCUGUCUAAACGGUAACUACUCGAGUAAGAAUCUUGUAGAAGCUGCCCCCUCGGCAUCGCCAGGCCUUUUGUGUGUUGAGGAAGAAAUCCAAAGUGGGAGUUUGAGCAAGCCGAAUAAGAAAAAGAAUACGGUUAAAAAGAGAAAGGUGAACAUGGAAUCGGAUGUUGUGACUGCUGGCACAUCAGAAGGCUUGCAACAAAUGGAGAAACUUGGCCCCCGACCGGUCAAUCUAGAUGGAUUUUUCGGCCCUCAACAGGGUGUGCAAGGAAUGGUGCAAUUAAACUUGAUGGCCCCACGUGAUAAUUACUAUGGAAACCAGCAGACCAUUCAAGGACUAGGCCAGUUGAACUCUAUUGCACCCACUCAUGAUGGUUAUUAUGGCACACAACCGCCCAUACAUGGACUGGGUCAAAUGGAUUUUUUCCGUGCUCCAAAUUUCGGCUACGCUAUUCGGCAGGAGGAACCGAAUGUGAGAUCUACCACCCAGUUGCAUGAUGAUGCACCGAGACAUGCAUGA
This is a messenger RNA of Striga hermonthica, 2844 nucleotides long. The record is from the annotation of a GenBank genome assembly. Lineage: Eukaryota; Viridiplantae; Streptophyta; Magnoliopsida; Lamiales; Orobanchaceae.